UGCUCCUGUGGAAUCACUGCGAAAUCAUUCUUCCUGAGCCCUAACUGCAGUUUUUACUUUUUAGUGAGAGAGAGAGGAGGAGGAGAAGAUGUCGUCGACGUUGCUGGAGGUGACGAGGGCGGCUCACGAGGACGUGGAACGGCUGGAGAGGCUGAUAGUGAAGGACCUGCUGAACGAGCCUACUACCAGCAAGGACCGCCUCUUUCAGAGCCACCGCGUUCGGAACAUGAUCGACACUAUCAUUUCCACCACCAAUAAACUCGUAGAGAUUUAUGAUGAUAAGGAUAAUGCCAGGAAGGAUGAGAUUGCAGCUCUUGGAGGCCAAACUGCGACAGGAACAAAUGUGUUUAGUGCAUUUUAUGAUAGAUUGAAAGAGAUUCGAGAAUACCAUAGAAGGCAUCCGGCUGCACGUGUUGUUGAUGCUACUGAGGAGUACGAGGCCCUACUUAAAGAAGAACCUAUAAUCGAGUUUAGUGGAGAGGAAGCUUUGGGGCGAUACCUAGACAUGCAUGAAUUAUUCAACCAGUACAUUAAUUCCAAAUUUGGGGACCCUUCUACCGAGUACUCUGCUUACCUUGAUGUUUUUUCACAACCACGUAAGAUUCCUCGCAAACUGAAAUUAACGAGACAAUACAGGGAAUAUAUGGAGAAUCUAUUGGAAUACCUAAUAUAUUUUUUUCAGCGAACAGAACCCUUGCAAGAUCUUGAUAGAAUAUUCUCAAAGGUUGUGACUGAAUUUGAAGAGCAAUGGGCAAAUAGAAAGGUACAAGGAUGGGAGAAUGACGGUCAAGAAAAUGGACAUGUUCCUGCUCAGCAUACUAUAAUUGAUCUUGAUUAUUACAGCACAGUUGAAGAGCUGGUGGAAGUUGGUCCUGAAAAGUUAAAGGAGACAUUGGCUGCGUUUGGACUAAAGACAGGUGGUACUGUUCAGCAGUGUGCUGAAAGGCUUUUCCUAACAAAGCACACACCUCUUGAGCAGUUGGAAAGGAAACAUUUUGCCAAAGGAACUCGUGCGUCCGAACAAAACCGGGCUGGUGCUGCUCCAGAACAAGAUGACAAUGCAAAAGAAAUAGCCCUAAUUGAGGCCAAAAUGAAAAAACUGUGUAUCUUAUUGGACGAGACGAUUGCACGGACAAAAGACAAUAUCGUGAAGAAGCAGGCUUUGACAUAUGAGGAAAUUGAAGCAGAACGUGAGGAGGAGGAAACACAAGCUGAUACUGAAAGUGAUGAUGAAGAACAGCAGAUUUAUAAUCCCCUCAAGUUGCCAAUGGGUUGGGAUGGGAAGCCUAUACCAUAUUGGCUGUAUAAGCUUCAUGGUCUUGGUCAGGAAUUCAAGUGUGAGAUAUGUGGGAACUAUAGUUACUGGGGCCGUAGGGCUUUUGAACGGCAUUUCAAGGAAUGGCGUCAUCAGCAUGGGAUGCGCUGCCUUGGUAUUCCAAACACCAAGAACUUCAAUGAGAUCACAUCAAUCGAGGAAGCGAAAGAUCUGUGGAAGAAAAUACAAGAACGACAAGGAGUGAACAAGUGGCGCCCGGAUCUUGAAGAGGAAUACGAAGACAGAGAGGGUAAUAUCUACAAUAAGAAGACAUACAGUGAUCUGCAGCGGCAGGGAUUGAUUUGAGAAGGGCAGUUAUUUCGGAAAAUUUUCAUGCGUUUGGUGCUUUUGAAGGCGAAAGUGCUCUUCCCUUGGGAUUUUACUGUAUUUUUGAACUUCAUGAAGGCGCCCCUUUCUCAGGGGUGAAAGCAUUUGUUGGUAUCAAAGCCUUUAGCGUUUAGACGAAACACAUGAGCUCUUUAUCCCUGCAAUCUCCAGACCAUUCAAAAUGCUGGAGUAUUAUCAUAACGUGUCCCGUGUUCACUCGUCAAUGAGACAGGCCAGCCGGCAGGUUCUCUCCUUUCUGUGGAAGAGAAAGCGAGUCCAAGGUGAAGCAAGAUGGCAUAAGUGUGGAAUUCCUCCCAUCCAACCAUUUACCGUACCCAUAACUUAUACAGUAAUUUGUAAUGUUUCAAAUUUUAAAUUUGAAGCAAGAGUGUUGUUUUAUAGUAUUGCUAAUUGGAAUUGCUACGUAAAUUAAACAAUCGCUGUGCUAACUAAAUAAUGCUUCUAUUACAGUACUUUUUCUCCAAAUAGAUGUAAUAGAUAAUUUUGGU
Juglans regia (Persian walnut) is the source of this 2151-nucleotide messenger RNA. RefSeq names its product splicing factor SF3a60 homolog. NCBI's taxonomy places the organism in Eukaryota, Viridiplantae, Streptophyta, Magnoliopsida, Fagales, Juglandaceae. The coding region runs from base 89 to 1621 and encodes 510 amino acids. Gene Ontology annotation, molecular function: zinc ion binding; RNA binding. Gene Ontology annotation, cellular component: spliceosomal complex; nucleus. Gene Ontology annotation, biological process: mRNA splicing, via spliceosome. The record is from RefSeq and is a predicted model, not a curated record. The transcript is spliced from 12 exons.